Molecule: messenger RNA, 6846 nt
Organism: Clupea harengus (Atlantic herring)
Lineage: Eukaryota; Metazoa; Chordata; Actinopteri; Clupeiformes; Clupeidae
Gene: kif20ba
Product: kinesin family member 20Ba
Exons: 34
Coding region: 96-5687 (1863 amino acids)
Biological process (GO): mitotic spindle assembly; microtubule-based movement; spindle elongation
Cellular component (GO): spindle microtubule; nucleus; mitotic spindle
Molecular function (GO): plus-end-directed microtubule motor activity; ATP binding; microtubule binding
Source: RefSeq, a predicted model, not a curated record
CAUUGGUCGAAUUCAAACAGGACCGCGGUUUAAGUUGCAUGACAGCAUACGGAAUGUUUGGGAUUUUUUUCUGAUCAGACCUUCGCUUUGCCACAAUGGACACUUGUCAGAAUACAACCGUGGAGAGGUUGGAGUCGGAAGAUGUUGCUGAUUUGAAGAAAGACUUACUCUCUGAGUUUUCAGACAUGUCUGACGUCCAGAACUCUAGGAUUGUAGAAAAAGAACAUUUGAAGGUCUAUCUUCGAAUAAGACCGUUCACCUCUUUGGAGACAGAAAAUGGCGAGUCUCAGGGCUGUGUGGCUAUAGAACCCCCUGAUACUGUCCUUUUGAAGGCACCAAGGAUGUCAGUAUCAGCUCGCCUGAGUGACAAAUCGGCAUCACAGACGGUACAGCGGUUCCAGUUUUCACAGGUUCAUGGUCCUGAAACCACACAGAAGGAGAUGUUUGAUGGAUCAGUGAGCCCUCUUGUCAAGGAUGUUCUAGAAGGAAAGAAUUCUUUGGUCUUCACAUAUGGUGUCACCAAUGCAGGAAAGACUUACACAUUUUUAGGCCCGGAAACGAAUGCAGGAAUUCUGCCACGGUCUCUGAAUGUAAUCUUUAGCAGUAUCGAGGGCCACACCUACACCCAGAUGAAUCUGAAGCCUCAAAGGUGCCGAGAGUUUGUCAGACUUACAGCAAACCAACAAAAUGAAGAGGCCGCCGUGAAACGCAGCCUCUUUAAACUCCUCAAAGAGUCUGAUCAGAGGAACACAAGCAGCCAGUCAAACUCUAGGAUAACAUCAGAAGGUUCCACGCUGAGUGACCCGGAUGGCUCUCUGAUGGAGGACCGUGUCAGUUUGGAACUGGAGGAGCACACCAAGUUCUCAGUCUGGGUGUCCUUCUGUGAGAUCUACAAUGAGAACAUCCACGACCUGCUGGAGCCUCUUCCGACUGGAGCCACAAGGAGAUCCACACUCAGGCUCUCCCAGGAUGUCAAGGGAAACUUAUUUGUCAAAGAUCUGCGGUGGGUCCAGGUAAACAGUGCUGAAGAGGCAUACAAAGUCAUGAAACUGGGCAAGAAGAACCAGAGCUUCUCUAGUACCAAACUCAACCAGCUGUCAAGCAGAAGCCAUAGCAUCUUUUCCAUCCGGGUCAUGAGGAUUGAGGAUGUUGGGCUUCCUAGAGUCAAAACAGUCAGUGAGCUGUCCUUGUGCGAUCUGGCUGGCUCUGAACGGUGUGCCAAGACUCAGAAUGUCGGUGAUCGCUUAAAGGAGGCAGGAAAUAUCAACACGUCGCUGCUCACUCUGGGCAAAUGUAUCAAUAUACUUCGGCACAACCAGCAUGUUAAGGUGCCCCAGCAUGUGCCCUUUCGAGAGAGCAAACUCACACACUACCUGCAGAGCUACUUCCUGGGACGGGGCAAAACCUGCAUGAUUGUGAACGUCAAUCAGUGUGCCUCCAUGUACGACGAGACACUCAACGUGCUCAAGUUCUCCGCUGUUGCACAGAAGGUGGUGGUGGUCCUGAACACCAAGCCAGUCCCAGUGAUGGAGGUUGUGAAGAAGGGGGAGAGGAAGCUGUCUAUGAUCAUUAACAACGCUGAACUCAGAAACCAGGAGAGGAAGCUGAGGAGGAGUUCACUGGUGCAGUGGGACACGAGCCUGGAAGACGUACAGGAGGAUGAGGACAUGGAGGAAGAGGAGGAAGAGGAAGAUGAAAGCACGGUGGAGGACACCAUCCAUGACCGGGAGGACGACUCGCUGACCGAUCUCAUCGACAGAGAAGCAUAUGAAGAGCAGCUGACACUUGUUGAGGAGCUGAAGGAAGAGCUGCAGAAGGUGAAGUCUGGCAACCUGCUGAUGGAGUGCCGUAUCCGUGAGGAGGUCACCAACGAUUUCUCUGAGCUUUUCACCCAAAUGGAGGCAGACUUCAGUGAGCGGCUGGUGAAAGAGAAGGCCAUAAUGGAGGAGAGGAGUGAGAGGCGUCUGGAGCUGCUGAAGGACUUGGUGAAGAAGAGCUCCCGUCAUGGUGAAGAUGAGGAAGGCUCUCAGUCACAUGAUGAACAGUCCCUGUGUCUUGACGAGGUGAUCGACUCCAUGUGCAGCGAUGUGGACAGCAUCAGGAAAUCUGCCGAGGCGGCUCAGUCCUGCUUAGUGACCCACUCUGCCCCCGCCCCCAUGGCCAUGCUGAGUGACCUUCAGAGGAAGGUCACCGAGCUCACCGAGGAGCUCAUCCAGAGCCAGAACCUCCUCUCCAAGAAAACCUCAGAACUGGACAAAUACCAAAAGCAAUCGAAGGAGGAGCUUGAGGAGACUAAAAAAAUGUUGCAGUCUCGGGAGGUGCGCUGUGAGGAGCUGGUGGUCAUGUGCCAGCAGAAGGACCAGAUGGUCCGCAAACUGCAGACCACCAUGGACAAGCAAACUGAGGCCACCACUAAGGAUAGAGCGCUGAUUGACUCCAUCAGAAGAGAGAUAUUGGAGCUCAAAGCCAAAUGCACCUGUCCAGGUGCGAGAGGGCGGAGCUCUCAGGCUGAGACCAGGAAGCGGCGGCAACAGGCGGAGGGGCUUGACGGACAGCCCCCUCUAAAGAAAGGUGCUGGGGAGGACUGUGAUGGCCCUGAACACUCUGACCCUGCAGAGGUCAAAGGUCAGCUUGAGGUCAUGCCAUCAGAGUCUCUAGUGAAGGAGUUGGAGCAGAAGUGCCAGUCUUUGGAGUACCGUCUGCAAGAACUCGCCUUCCAGCUGACGGAGCGGGAGGGUGCCCACAAUGACCUCCUGAGGGAGAAGGAAGGACAGCUCAGAACACUAGCUGACCUGGAAGUGGAGGUCAGCACGACCAAGGCACAGCUGGUGGCAACUCGAGCGCAGGAUGCAGAGGAAAUCGAGAGGGUUCACGAAGAACUGAACAAUGCUAAAACACAAAUGGCCGUUCAAGAAGGCGAGCUCGGCCAGCUGAGGGAGCAACUCAAGCAGCAGGAAGUGAUGUCAGAGCAGAACAAGUGCGAUUCUGACCCUCGGGUACAACUGGCCAGCAUGAUGGCAGACAGCCCUGCCCUGGAGGAGAAUGUCAACCAGAGGCAGGAGAUGGAUGAUAAGCAGGCUUCACUCUCUGCCAAGGACAUGGAGCUUUGUCAGAGAGAGAAGGAGCUAUCAGAGAGGGAGGCUGAGCUCAAAGUCCUUCAAGAGCAAUGCCAUGCGCUGCGUCAUGACACCGAAGCAGAGCUGAAGAAGAAGCUGGGUGGAAGGGAAGAGGAGCUCGGCCUCAGAGAAGCCACGCUGUCUCUACAAGAGCAGGAGCUGGAGAAGAAACUAGCCAACAUGGAGACCCAUCUGUCUGAGAAAAAUGCCACGAAGGGUGUGGAGCUCUCCCAGAGAGAGGAGGCGCUAGAGAGGAGGCUCACACACAAAGAGGCGGAGCUGAGUCAGAAGGAGGAGGAGCUAGAGAAGAAACUGGCUGACAAAGAGGCAGAGCUGUCACUCAAAGAGGCGCAGCUGGAGGAGAGGGUGGCCCUCAGAGAGGCGGAGUUAUUGCAGAAGGAGGAGGAGCUGCGCAGGCAAGCCAAGGAAGCGGAAUCAUCCAAGGAAGCAGAGGAGCUACAGAAGGCUAUAGCAGACCGCGAGGCUGUAGUCGCACAUAACGAGGCAGAGUCGUCCCAGAAGGAGGAGUUGGAGAAGAGGCUGGCAGGCAGGGAAGGGGAACUGGCCAGUAGGGAGGCGGCGCUAUCUCAGAAGGAGGAGGAGCUGUCUCGGCUGCAGAGGACACUGAAGGAGGCGCAGGAGCGCGCGGAGGAGGCCGAGACCGCCGCGGUACAGGAGGCUCGCCGCAGGGAGGUGGAGAGGAGGAGAGAGCUGCUGGCCGUGGCGGAGGAGGCCAUCGCCCUGAAAGAUGCUGACCUGCAGAAACAAGCCCAGGAGAUCAACAGGUUAAAGGAGGAGCAGAAGGCGGGCACAGAUAAGGUUCAGAACCUGACUUUGGAUCUGCAGAGACGAGAAGACGACUCAUCCGACCUGAAGGAGAAACUGGUUGACUCCAAGAAACAGAUUCAACAGGUCCAGAAAGAGAUCGCCUCAAUGCGGGAUAUGGAGAAGUCUCUGAGGCAGAAGGUCCAGGAUCUGGAGAAGACCAGAGCUCAGCUCCAGAACGAACUCGGCAACAGAGAGCGCACCAUACAGCUGCUGAAGACUGAGCAGACAGCAGGCUCUAAAUCAGAUGAAACCCUCCAGCUGUACCAGAAAGCCUGCAAAGAUCUGCAGGCCCGUGAGCAGGUGAUGGAGGACAUGCGUCUGGUGCUUACGGAGCAGGAGGAGACUCAGAACCAGAUGGACCUGGAGCUGGAGGCCCAGCAGGAGCUCAACCAGCAGCUCACUCAAGAGGUGGAGAAGCUGAAGGCUCUGCUCCUGAGGCAGGACAGCAGGAGGGACGCUGGCCCAACGGGAGAGGUGGACACUCAGGCCAGAGAGGAGCUGGCGAAGGCUCAGGACAACCUGAAGCAUUCCAGUGAGAAGUACCAGGCGGAACGUAAAAAGUGGCUGGAUGAGAAGAUGGUUCUGAUCCGUCAGGCCAAAGAGUCGGAGGAGAGGAGGAACCAGGAGAUGAGGCGCUUCGCAGACGAGCGUGAGCGACACGCCCGGCAGCAGACCCAGAUGGAGGGCUUGUCGGACCGUCUGAGGGAGCAGGACCAUGAGAUGGAGCGUUGGCGCAAGGAGAGGGACACUCUUGUGUCAGCGCUUGAGGUGCAGCUUACGAAACUAAUUUCCUCAAACAUGGAGAAGGACCAGCAGCUGCAGAAGCUCCGUUGCAGUAAUGUCUCUCAACCACUAGAGGGUGAGGUACACAUUGAGCAGCUGCAGAAGCUCCUAUCUGACAGAGAGGCAGAGAUCCUGCUCCUGAAGGAACAGCUCAGGACCAGCACCCAGCCCGGCCCCUCAAAACCAGCCCAAAGUCCACAGGGGGGCUCCUCAACACAGAAUACCCCAGUGGAGGAGCCAACAAAGGUGUCGGACAUUUCAUUUGACAACCCCCUGGAGACCAGCACUCUGAAACACACAGAGAGGACCAGAGAAUCUGUCAUCAGCCAGUCUGUCCUGCAGGGUUCGUCAGGGGGCUACCCGUCCGUGCUGGAGUCGUCUCAGAUCUCCACGGAGACAGGGCGGCGUUCCCGUUUCCCGCGGCCCGAACUCGAGAUCUCCUUCAGCCCGCUGCAGCCCCACCGUCUGGCUCUCAAGCGGCAGGGAGACGAGGAGGCUGUCACCUACAAGAUCACACGCUCCGCCCGUAAGAGGAAAAGCGGGGACAUGGAGAAGGAAGUGGACAGUGAAAACAAGAGGAACGUGAGGUCCAGGGCUACUCCCAAACUGGCAGCGCACCAUGAGGAGCAGUCUCCUGCCGCGGGCAGUAAAACCUCCCAUAGUUCUCAGUCCAGCCUCCGAAGCGGAAAAGAGGGCAAGCUCCAGAAGAUCGGCGACUUCCUGCAGAGCUCACCCACCUUCCUGGGUAGUAAAGCUAAGAAGAUCAUGGGGCUAAUGAGUGGGAGGUCCGAUGUGGACGGAGGCUCCUCGUCCAAGCGGCCUAAAAAGAAGCUCUAUUAUCCAGAGAUCUCCGCGCCCAUGGAAAUAUCUGCCCAGCAGAUCAUUGGCCGAGAGACGGAGGAGAAGGAGAGUGACCACCUCAUCAUAAAGAGACGGCUGCGUUCCCGCAUGGGGAAGUGAAGCCCUCCCAAAGGGAAGCCUGUCAAUACUGUUUUGUUGUGGUCUGUCAAACCGCAUUAGUCCACCACUUGCACCGGGAUUGCAUUUUUUUUUAACACUUUUAUAAAGAAAGAAAAAAACUUGCACUUUUCUUUUUUUUUAUUUUACUGUACACAGUGUUUUUAUAGAAAGCCUUACGGUAUUUGUAUUGUUAUUGUGUGUCAUUGUUAUAUAUUGCACAAAUUGUGAUUAUUUAGCAAAGUCAAAUGCAGUCAUUUAAAAUGAUGGACAAACAGACUAUAGUGUAUUCUACAAAUCAUACAUGUGUAUAGACCAUGGUGAAGGAAAAGUAUAUCUGUUCAUGUAAACAUGUAAAUACUAACAUCUCUUAAGGCUUUUUCACCACUUGUGUGACAGUUUCACAAAAUGGAAAGCCACUCAUUUGUAUUUGCACCGUAAUUAGAACUCCCUAUACUAACAUAACCUCUUUCAAACAAUCCAGUGCCUUCCUGUGGUUUGUUAGAGACCUUGUUUUGGAUAAAAGUACUUUGAGCAAAAGUAGUGAAUUGUUCUUUUCCACUGCGAUAUUCAAACCACACUGCUGUCAGUCACUAAAACAAACACUAGUGCUUCGAAAGCAACGUUAUUUCAUGGUUUGUAGUUCUGGAUCAUGUCAUCACCGAGUACUCCCCAUACACCUAGUUUGCCCUGCAAUGCUACCUAGGAAAGGACCUUACCAAGCUAUGCCUGGCCCCAGGUACUGAAACCCAGGCGCAGGGGUCUUUGCAGAUUAAACCCACUUCUCAAAGGCUUGUUGGAGAAGCUGGCAAUGGGACCAGAGGGUUGCAUAUGCACACUGCUCCACUGCAAUGGCCAUCUGCUCAGUCGCUGGAGCACAGCAAAUCGGUCUCUAGGGCAACAUGAACUUGUGCAGCCGCAACUGAUGGGGAGAGGCAAUCCCUUCUCAUGCAGUAGCUCCCUGUAUUAUUCCCAUCAGGAAUGCAAGAAAACAACACCUCCAGAACGCUCUGUGCUAAGCAUGUCCUUUCCCAUACUUGCAUUGUGGGGUCUUCUUAUGAGGAGGGCAUCAAUAAUUGACGUCAAUGACUUUUUAAACAAUGUUUUGUUAUUGUGUGGUUAUGUUAGCGUUCAUCUCCGAAGUCACAAUAAACGAAACUAU